This is a messenger RNA of Callorhinchus milii (elephant shark), 1030 nucleotides long. Its product is annotated as cold-inducible RNA-binding protein B-like. Gene Ontology annotation, molecular function: RNA binding. Gene Ontology annotation, biological process: positive regulation of mRNA splicing, via spliceosome. Gene Ontology annotation, cellular component: spliceosomal complex. The record is from RefSeq and is marked provisional. NCBI's taxonomy places the organism in Eukaryota, Metazoa, Chordata, Chondrichthyes, Chimaeriformes, Callorhinchidae.
CUCUCUCUCUUUCCUGCUGCCAUCGUGUCCAGCCAGCGGCGGCCAUCUUCCCAGCUCCCGACUUCACGCGGCGCCAGCCUACAGCACACGCUCGCACGGAAAGCCACCGCAGCCAAGAGCCCAGCCAUGUCGGAGGAACGAAAGCUUUUCGUCGGCGGCCUGAACUUCAACACGGAGGAGCAGUCGCUGGAGGAGGUUUUCAGCGAGUACGGCCAGGUCAGCGAGGUGCGGAUCAUCCGAGACCGCGACACGGGCACUUCGCGCGGCUUCGGCUUCGUCACCUUCGAGAGCCCCGACGACGCUCAGGACGCGUUGACCUCCAUGAACGGCCGGUCGCUGGAGGGGCGGCAGAUCCGAGUGGACCGGGCCGAGAAGAAGUCGGGCGACCGCGGAGGCAGCCGGGGCGGCGGCUACUCGCAGUAUAACAGCGGCGGCGGCGGCGGCGGCUUCCAGCAGUACAGCAGAGGCGGCUACUCCUCGCAGUACAGGGGCGGCGGCGGCGGCUAUGGUGGCCGUCGGGGCGGCGGCGGCUACUAGCAUCGUGCACCCCCUCCCCCCCAACCACCACCACCCACCUUCCCCCGGGCUCGACCACCGGUAAAACUACUUUUCCAGGCUCAGAUCAUCGUCCUCUUGACUGUGUUGCCGAAAAACGAAAAAGAAAAGGGUUUUUUUUUGUUAUUUUAUUAUUUUGGUUUUUUUUUCUCUCUCUCUCUCCCCUGAAGCGAUCGCCCGCCGUCUCUCUCUCUCUCUCUCUCCCCUCUCUCUCUCUCUCUCUCCUCUUUCUCUCUCUCUUCUCUCCUUCUGAAUCGAAACUUUUUGAAACUCCAAAAAAAAAGAAUUUUUUUUUUUCUCGGGUUUUAUUCAGUGUAAGAUUCUCGAUGACAACAGCUGUGAUUUUUUUUUUGGUAUUUUUUUUUUUCUUUUUCGUGUUUAUAAAAAAAAAAGCAUCAUUUUUUUUUCCGUGAUAUUUUGCUAAACUGUAGUAGUUUCUCCGGGAAGACUUUUUAUUAAAAAUCAAUAAUAGAGG